CCAAUAAUAUAUCCAUUCCACCUGGUGGUCUUCUCUCCAUUGAAUUCAUGAUAGUGAGAGAAACGAUUACUGAACUCAUCAUACUCUUCUUCUCUUCUCUCCUCUCCAUUACAGAAACAGAAACAGAGACAUUAUAGAAUUCACAAAGAGGACAACAAAAUACCAAAAAUUCUCAAACAUCCACAUGGGCUCCAUGUCUAUGAGAUUCAUCACCCACCAAUCCUUCCUCUCCACCGUCCGAUCCGGCGACCUCGAAUCUGUGAAAACCAUCAUCGAGAAUGAAGGGGAUGAUCAAGCUUCGGUCUCCGCUCUAAUGGUGUUGCAGAAUGAUGAGGGUAAAACUGCUCUGCACUUGGCCGCAGAGAAUAACUUCCAAGAGAUUUUCAGCUACUUGCUCAAAUUCUGUGAUCUACAGAGCCUCAUGAUCAGGUCCAAGUCUGAUAUGGAUCCGUUUCAUGUUGCAGCUCAAAAGGGUCACUUGGGGAUUGUGAAGGAACUUUUGGGGUUGUGGCCUGAGCUUUGUAGGUCAUGCAACUCUUCGAACACAAGCCCCCUUUAUUCAGCUGCCAUGCAGGACCACUUGGACGUAGUGAAUGCCAUAUUAGAUGCAGAUGCCAGCUCGAUAAAGAUAGUGAGGAAAAAUGGAAAAACUUCGUUGCACAUGACCGCGAGACAUGGCUACCUUCAAGUGGUAAAAGCACUUAUAGAGAGAGAUCCGGGAAUUGUUCCCAUCAAAGACAAGAAGGGCCAAACUGCACUCCAUAUGGCUGUAAAAGGUAAGGAUACUUCAGUAGUAGAGGAAAUUUUGCACGCCGAUUGCUCAAUACUGAAUGAACGUGACAAAAAGGGCAAUACAGCUCUGCAUAUGGCCACAAGGAAAGGUCGUUCGCAGAUAGUGAGCCUUCUGCUGAGCUUUACAUCCGUUGAUGUCAAUGCCAUUAAUAAUCAGUUUGAAACAGCAAUGGAUUUAGCUGAUAAACUCCAGUAUGGAGAACCGGCAUUGGAAAUUAAGGAAGCUCUAGCGGAGGUUGGUGCCAAGCAUGCUAGGCAUGUUGGCCGAGUGGAUGAAACAAUGGAACUCAAAAGGACAGUGAGUGAUAUAAAGCAUGAAGUGCACUCUCAACUCAUUCAAAACGAGAAAACCAACAGACGAGUUUCUGGGAUCGCUAAAGAACUCAAGAAAAUUCACAGGGAAGCUGUCCAAAAUACCGUUAAUUCCGUGACGGUUGUUGCUGUUUUAUUUGCCUCCAUAGCUUUCUUGGCUAUAUUCAACUUGCCUGGCCAGUAUCUAAUGGAUGGAUCAUCUGAAACCGGGAAGGCUUACAUAGCUGGCACUGCUGCAUUCCGAGUGUUCUGCCUCUUGAACGCGACAUCCCUCUUCAUAUCUUUAGCUGUCGUCGUGGUUCAGAUCACUCUGGUUGCUUGGGACACAAAGGCACAAAAAAAGGUGGUUUCGGUAAUCAACAAGCUAAUGUGGGUUGCCUGCAUCAGCACUUUAGGAGCUUUCCUGUCGAUUGCAUUUGCAGUCGUGGGAAAACGAAGCUUGUGGAUGGCCAUUACUAUUACCGCAGUGGGAACACCAAUUCUUUUGGGGACUCUUGCUUACUUGUGUUACUUUGUUUUCCGGCAACAUUUUGGGAUGUUCGGCAAUGAUUCUCAAAGACGCAUAAGAAGAGCAAGUGGAAGCAAAUCUUUCUCAUGGACUUACUCUGCUAAUAUCUCGGACCUCGAGGACUAUCAGUCUGACUAUGAGAAGAUAUAUGCACUGUGACAUUAUAUCACAACAAUCAACAUGCAGAUAAGAGUAUGGGAAAAGCAUUAUUAAACUGUAUUAGUCCAUAAAGGCAGCACAAGUUGCUCCCCCGGGCUUCAGCAUUAUGCAGGUGUUUUUGUUUUGAUGUUGUUGAAAGCAUAUUUGGUUUCUUGUGAUCUUCAUAAGAAACGCAGAUUAAAAGAUGUAGAUUUUUUGUAUUAUACAUUAUUAUGUAAACAUGUUGCAAGAAAUAGGGUUCUUGUAUAUGCGUAUGUAAACAUGUCACUUUGUAGGUUUUAGUUGAUGACUUGCUCGGCACUUGGUAUCA
Messenger RNA from Cornus florida, 2081 nucleotides. RefSeq names its product ankyrin repeat-containing protein At2g01680-like. Gene Ontology annotation, molecular function: protein phosphatase regulator activity; protein phosphatase 1 binding. NCBI's taxonomy places the organism in Eukaryota, Viridiplantae, Streptophyta, Magnoliopsida, Cornales, Cornaceae. Bases 185 to 1771 code for a protein of 528 amino acids. Gene Ontology annotation, cellular component: plasma membrane. The transcript has 3 exons. The record is from RefSeq and is a predicted model, not a curated record.